AUGCAAGGCGUUGUGGAAAGUCACUUCUGGAGCCUCACGCGGUACCGCAUAGGUCGGCGCUUUCUGGGCCUUGACUACGCCGACAACGUCAUCCUCUUCCCCGCGUAUCGAAAGAAGACGUGGGGCGGGUGGGCCGCCGUCACCCUCGGCGCGACGAACGCGAGUUACCUGACAAACGACACCUCUGCCGUGAACGUGCUGGAGGACGGCUACCCGCUGCACCUGCGGGCGAGCACGAAGCUGCAGGCCUUCAUCGCAGAGGAGCGGAAUGUUUGGCAGAAGCAGAGGGAAGAAGCGAUUGCGCGGCGCGCGGCGGCGCUUGCCGCGGAGGCUGCCACUGUCUCUAGCGCGAAUAACGACACCAGCACGAAUGACCGCAUCGCGAAUAAUGCCGGGGAGGGCGCGAAAAGGAUGACGGGGACGCAUGAGUACGACGAGCAACAAUUUCGUGAUGCCAUUAUCAUCAAAUGUACCUCACCGGGUUUCGCCCAGCGCCAUCUACGCCUGAGCCGCUUGGCCACCGCCUUGUACAAGACGCUGUACUUUUACGUUUGGGGGGUUGCCAUCUCUAUCAUUGUGCAGGCCUACCUGCUGUUCCGAGGAUGGCUGAACCCGCCGGCGCGGGAGGGGCUAAAGAACCUUGAGAGCCAUGUGCUGCAUGUCCCGAAGCUUCUCUUCGGUCUCUGCGUGUCCGCUUUUGCGUGGCUGGCGCACCAAGUGCAGCCGCUGGUGGAUCCGAUUCUUCAUGUUCUUGAGAAGAGGUUUCCGCAGGUGAACUGGAGCGCCGCGUCACCAAAGGUCAUUGCAACGAAGGCGCAUCAGCUGGCAGGAAAUGAGGUCGCAGCGCAGCAGUCAGCAUCCAAGGAAGAGGUGAAGAUCUCGGCAAGAAGGGUGGUGCAAGGGAAGGCAGAGGCGGAGCGUCGGGCGUGGUGGGCGCAGGCGUUUCUUGCAUUAUUCUGCCUUUUAUGUCUCCUUUGCGUUAUUUAA
This is a messenger RNA of Trypanosoma rangeli, 987 nucleotides long. RefSeq lists its product as uncharacterized. The coding region runs from base 1 to 987 and encodes 328 amino acids. The record is from RefSeq and is a predicted model, not a curated record. The transcript has a single exon. NCBI's taxonomy places the organism in Eukaryota, Euglenozoa, Kinetoplastea, Trypanosomatida, Trypanosomatidae.